This is a messenger RNA of Colletotrichum phormii, 2302 nucleotides long. RefSeq lists its product as uncharacterized. Bases 289 to 1989 code for a protein of 566 amino acids. Lineage: Eukaryota; Fungi; Ascomycota; Sordariomycetes; Glomerellales; Glomerellaceae. The transcript has 2 exons. The record is from RefSeq and is a predicted model, not a curated record.
CCACGAGAGCUGCGUCGCGACAUUGUGUGCUGCUUUCCCUCCGAUCCCGACUUGAGCCCCGACUCCUCCGUAAACACGAGGACAGACCCGGGUAUGCGCCUUCCCUCCGGCAACAUCCAACGUCCGAGUCCACCAUUGUAACCCACCACGCCUGGCGCACGCGAUUCUUGCCUCUAGACUUCUUGUCUCAAAAACGAUCCACCCGUCGCAACUUCCACGUAUCCCUCAUAGCUUCCCCCAACACCUUGGUUGAAAGGAGUCGCUCGUCAGCGACCCAAUACAGCCGCCAUGUCAGGCGUUAAGAACCUCCGGGCCAUGUUCGAGCAAAAAGCCGACUCGAGCCCCCCGGAUCGGGGAAGGUCCCCUGGCCUCUCCUCCAACGGCACCGAAACUCCCCCUCCAUCAUUCACCCGCCCACUCUCCAAGAUUCGAACGAGCUUUGUUGCUGUCGAAAAGGACGGAAAAGUAGGGCUCCGCCGAGAUCCCAGUAACGAGUCGAGUGUGUCCCAGCGAAGGCUCAGCAGCCAUACCGAGGGAGAGGCAUCCGUGUCUGGCCUCUCUGAUAAGACAAUGGCCACCGAGGACACUUCUGGGGGCUACAAAACAAAUAUCGUCGGCAGCCCCAUCCCCGAGUCUCCUCGCCGCCCCGACGCGGACAAGCCCACAAAUGGAGCCUCGCCUCGUAACUUGGGGGCCCUGAACAAACACCCGAGCCACAACCCCGACAAACACGUAGACAUCGAAACGCCUACACCAGAGCUGCUCCCAGGCGACCCGACGCAGACGUCGCCCGACCACAGCAAUUCCAAUGGCACCGCUGCUACAAAGACCGCCGGGGCCGCGGCUCCCAAGAACUUGGCGAAGACCACCGCUAAACCUCCUGCCAAACUGGCACCUCCCGCGACCAUCACGAGAGCAAAGACGCCGCUUAGGUCCCCAGUCACGGCCAAAGCCCCUACCACGGGAGCUGCAGGCUCCAAGCCGAGCGCCCCCAAGGCUCCGCACGAUACCUCAAAGAAGCCGGCCGAGAAGAUGGCGACUUCGACACCCAAGUCAGGCGCGAAAUCGGCAGGCACCAAGAAACCUACCCCCGUGCAGGUUUCUCCCUCCAGCGGCGUUGGCUUUGUCAAGCCCAAGGUCAAGUCACCCACCAAGCCCGUGAAGCUGCCUGCUUCGCUGAUGGCCCCGACUGCCGCCUCCGUCCAGAGAGUCAAGGAAGCUCCCCGCGAAAGCCUCUCGCGUGCCUCUGGCAACCAGGGUCGCCCGGCUAGCAGAGCGAGCGCGCCCGGUGCUGCGGCACCACCCAAGACCCUAAAGCGCCAGAACUCAGUUAUCAACCGGCCCCGGCCCAGCAUUGGCCCACCGCCAAAGAAGCCCCUCGAGGACCACCCCAUCACCAAGAAGGAGAAGGAGGUUGACGAGGGCUUCCUGGCUCGCAUGAUGCGACCCACGGCGAGCUCGACCUCGAAGUUGUCGGAGAAGGCUCCCGUUACCCCUCCUAGAAGCAGGAGUGCAAAGCCCAGCAGUGCCAAGAAGGCUUCCGCUUCAAGGAGCCCCAAGAGAGCGCUCUCUAGGCCGGCAGCGGUGCGAGCGGGAAGCCGCACAGGCAGCCCUUUCGCCAACAAGAAGGAGGCUCCCGUCAAGAAGGUCGUUGAGACCGCAGAGGCCGAGGCCAUCGCCGAGGCACCGAGAACCCCAGAGGCAAAGGCACCGGCCACACCAGAGCCCAUUAUCGAGGAGACGGAGACCGCGGCGCCUGAGCUGGGGGCCGUCACGGAAGAGCGUGUUGAGGAGGCUGAGCUCGACGACAUCACGCAGCAGACUGCCACGCUCGACCUCAAGGAGGAAGAGGCCGAGGACCAAGAGCUUAAGAGCCCGGAUGAGUUCGAGGAGCUGCUAGCGGAUGAGAAGGAGGCGGCGGAGGACCAGACGGAGUCAGCUCCGGUCCCUGUUGAGGCGACCACAGAAGUCAAGACUGAGACUGCAUGAAAAAAGAAAAAAAAAACUGUGUCGAAGGGCGGCGGAGGUGAUUGUAUAGUUUUAGAAACCAUUGGGGUGUACCAUGAUACCUGACCGACAAAAAGGCGUAAAUUACUUCGUGAGAGAUUUCAAAGUUCCGGAGCAUGGAGAAGUUGGUGUCUGGAGCCCGAAAUCAGUUAUAGAGAAUGAAUACCACUCGCACAGAAUUAUAUUGUUUCCUUGGAUAUGAGGAUGGUUCCAUGGUGAUUAUGAAACGUGAAUGAUUUUCUACGCUGUCCUGCAUCCUGGUGAUCAGUAUCCGUAGAGUAGCUGAACGACAGCU